AAACACAAACAUAACACCACCUUUUCUCUGACUUAUCUGACUCCCACCAUUGUCCCCCCACCCUUCUCCUCUUACCUUUGCUUUCCCAUAAUUAAACAUCAGUGCCCACUAUUUCUUUCUCUCUCACCAUUUCCUUUUCUACCAUUUUUUAUUUUUUUGAAAAACAAAAGAAACCAACAAGCUUGCUUGCUUGCUUUUGUCUUUUGAUGAUCAACCAUACAAAGAAAUCCACAAGCUUUGCGUAGAUGAUGUCUCCAAUUUUUAAGCAGUUUUCUUUCUGGGUAUCAUCAAUAAGCUAUCUAUCUUUGUAGCUUAUCUUGCCAAAUUAGCUUCACUUGCUAUAUUUGAUAGGAUGGACUUGUCUGGUUCAGGUUAUAUUUACCAUGGGGGGACUGAUUUUCUUGGUUGAAAACUUUUGCUGCUGUAUUUAUGUUGGUUGAUGUCCAUGAUCUGCAUAAAUGCAAAGAUGAUCUCAUAGUUGUUCAAUAUUAAAUUCAACUUCAAUUAUGAAACCUACAAUUGAUCUUGAAGUAGAAGCCUCUUUGGAGAAUGAUUCCGAGGUUAGCAGCCAAGUAGCUUCAAACUUAUCCAUCCAUGAAAAUUCUGUGGGUCCUUCAAAUGACAGUCUUACUAACAGUUCCAAUAUCACAAAUCCGAUAUUACUUGCUCAAUCUAGUUCAGAAACACUUUCCCUGGACUUAACCCUUUGCUUGAAUAAUGAUGAAUUAGUAGACAGAGGAGUGAAGGACUCGAUAGGAUUCUCAUUAUCAAGUACUAGUGAAAGUAGCAAUGAACCUGCAACACAUACUUCAACAGCAGCAAUACCGCGAGUUUUUUCCUGCAAUUACUGUCAGCGAAAGUUCUUCAGCUCACAAGCACUUGGUGGUCAUCAGAAUGCUCAUAAGCGAGAAAGGACACUCGCAAAACGAGCAAUGAGGAUGGGGAUUUUCUCCGAAAGGUACGUCAAUUUAGCAUCUUUGCCUUUACAUGGAUCCUCAUUUCGGUCUUUGGGAAUCAAAGCACAUUCUUCUUUGCAUCAAAAUGUUUCAACAACAAUAAGGCCACAAGAUAUAAGAAAUAGUGCAAGAUUUGAUCAGAGCUAUCUUGGUCUACCAUUUUUUAUGGAGGAUGAUGAAGCAGAGCUGUUAUGGCCAGGCAGUUUUCGACAGAUAACUGAAGCAGAAGAUACUACUCAUGAACAAAGAUUUGUACUUACAGGAGCUUCAAAUAUGAACUUUUUUGGGGAAAAUCCAGCAGCAGAUCUGGCGAAUUCUACACCAGACCUUACGUUGAAACUUUGAGUCUCUUGAGGAGUUCUCAGAACUGGGUAUUAGUACUGUCUGCUUUUUCUAAUAUUUCAGUCUUUGUAUAGCAAGAAUGUGCAUGAGCUUUAGCUCAGAUUUUACUCUUCUUACUAUAAGUACUUUCUUUCUUUUAUCUGAUCUUCCUUCUUCACUUUGGUGCUGUGAUAUUAUGUAUUUUAGUGCAUUAGAGCUUCAUAAGGAUUAUUUUGGAGCUUUUAGUGCCUUUUCUGAUUUGUAUGAUGCUUUUUAUUUGCUGUCGCUGUUAAAGCUAGUUGCUUUCUUGCUUGA
This is a messenger RNA of Jatropha curcas, 1592 nucleotides long. It is a transcript of the gene ZFP4, whose product is annotated as zinc finger protein 4. Gene Ontology annotation, biological process: negative regulation of abscisic acid-activated signaling pathway. NCBI's taxonomy places the organism in Eukaryota, Viridiplantae, Streptophyta, Magnoliopsida, Malpighiales, Euphorbiaceae. The record is from RefSeq and is a predicted model, not a curated record.